Messenger RNA from Folsomia candida, 1093 nucleotides. Its product is annotated as serine/arginine repetitive matrix protein 5. The transcript is spliced from 4 exons. Bases 92 to 1093 code for a protein of 333 amino acids. The record is from RefSeq and is a predicted model, not a curated record. NCBI's taxonomy places the organism in Eukaryota, Metazoa, Arthropoda, Collembola, Entomobryomorpha, Isotomidae.
GCUACUCUCGACCAUUCGUAAAAAAGCAUUCUUCCAAUCGUAACAAAAAUCAAAUUGAUCUUUAGUGAAACAACAAAGUGAAUUUAACAAAAUGGUGGAGAACAACAACUCUGAAAAUCAAGGGGAAGAUGAACCAGCAGCUCCCCGACGCAAUCCGCAUCGUGCUGCGCGAGACAAGCCACAAGUGACUGGUGAAGGGGGCGAGGGGGGGCCUGCUGCUGCCGGAACGUCUAAAAAGCGGCGAAGUAGCAAAAAACGUGCAGAUGCUGGAAAGAAGAAAAGGGCUCCCAAGAAGGCUGCUGCAGGGAAAAAGAGGAAGCACCAACCAUCAAAGAUCGCUGAUGAACCCGCUGGAGAUGCUGGCGAUGCAGUGCCAGGUGAUGAAGGGACUGCCAAACGAGGCAAGAGAAAGUCAAGCUCCCAAACCAGCAAAAAGAAACAUAAAUCCCCAGCUCAGAAGAAGAAGAAGCAUUCACAAAGUCAGGCCGGAAAAAAGAAGCGAAGUCAUUCUCAAGCCGGUGCAGGAAAACAUCGCCGAAGCAAGAGUGGGGCUGAGAAAAAGAAACGAAGUCACACUGCAGCUCGGGUACAAAAGAAAAAGCGGAGCCAUUCUCAGGCCGGCGCAGGAAAAAAGAAACGAAGUCAAGUUAGGGUACUAAACGGGAACCCACGUGAAUGGCACCGACGCAAAAGUGGAGCUGAAAAGAAGAAGCGAAGUCACACUGCAGCUCGGGGGCAAAAGAAGAAGUCUCAAGCCGCCGUAGGGAAACGUCGCCGAAGCAAAAGCAGUGGGGCCGAGAAAAAGAAGCGGACCCACACCCAAGCUCGUGUACAAAAAAAACGAAGUCACACUGCAGCUCGGUCCACUGCUGGACGUCGUGGGAGGAGUUCCGGUGCCCAAGCUGGGAAGAAACGCAAGCAUUCAGCUCCCAAAUCUACGGCUGCGAAAAAACGCAAGCUUUCGCCAUCGAAAUCCGCCGCUGGAAAAAAGCGACGCCCCGCGCCCAAGGCAGUGGCUGAAAAGAAACGCAAACACGCCCCGAAAGUGCAAGCCGACAAGAAGAAGCAUGCUGCAGCCGGCAAGAAACGUUGA